This is a messenger RNA of Fragaria vesca subsp. vesca, 598 nucleotides long. RefSeq lists its product as uncharacterized. Bases 11 to 505 code for a protein of 164 amino acids. The transcript is spliced from 2 exons. Lineage: Eukaryota; Viridiplantae; Streptophyta; Magnoliopsida; Rosales; Rosaceae. The record is from RefSeq and is a predicted model, not a curated record.
AGACUGAAAGAUGAAGAGGGCAAUGCCAUGGAGUGAUGAGGAGGACGAUUCCUCAUCCGAAGAAGAGUCCCAACCAUCACAAGUGAAAUCAGGGAAGCCAAAGAAGCUUGAUUUUGAAGCAUUGAAGAAGCACGGUUACAGAGGAGGGCCGUCUAUACUGAAGGUGCCUCCGCCGAAGGAGUCGGAUAAGGACCAGGACUGGUCUUGGUCCACCGGAGUGGAUCAGAAGGCGAAAAGUGGAGCUACCAAGGAGAAGGUGGUGGUGGAAGAAGAGAGCAAAGAAGAGCGAAGGAAGACGAGGGAGGCAUUGGCAGCCGGGGAGGAGUUGCAGUAUGCGCUGACCAGGAAGGAGAGGGAGAAGGAGAAGGAAAAGGAGAAGAAGACGUUUUCGCAGAAGGAGAAGAGGAAGAGGGAUCUUGGUCAGGCCAGCAGGGGGAAGAACUAUGUGGAAGAAGAGAAGAGGUUGCUCAGGGAGAAUGGUGUCUACUCUGGCUUUGAUGCUUAGAGACCAAGUUAUCUUGCUAUCUGCUGUUUCUAUUUAGAUAUUGUAAUGUGUUAAUGGGUUUCUUUCAUCAAUGUAUUUCUUGGUUUCGGAUUC